CCACUGUAAACAUGCGUGGCGAAGAAGUUCGAAGUACAGUCGCGGUCGUCUGUCAAUGAUACAUUGAGAUUUAGCCAAAAUGACUGAUGCAAAUACAUGGACCUGUGAUCAGGUUGCAUUUUGGUUGGAACAGAAUAACUUUAGCCAGUACAAGGAAUUGUUUUGUGUGGAUCACAAGAUUGACGGAAAGGUCUUACUGACACUAAGUGAGACAGACUUACGUCAGCCUCCUCUACAAUUAUCAGUUUUAGGUGAUAUCAAGAGAUUAUUUUUGUGUAUUCAUGAUUUACAAUCAGAAUGUGAUUCUGUCUGCUCCAAUAGAAAUCAUGAAAAGUUAAAAUUAAGAUAUGAUAAAUCAUUUAACUCUUCAUCAAAGUCAAGGAGAAGAACAAAAAUCCAUCACUCUGAUAGCGAAGAUUCUGGAUCAGGAGAUGAUAAUGACUACUUACCACAGAAACGUUACCAGCCAGACAGGGGUCCUCGGCCAUCAAAACAUUUAGACUCUGAAAUCUGGAAAACACUACUGGGAUUUCUCUAUGCAUUUUCAGUAUUUUUGGUGACUUCUUUUGUUAUGGUUGUUGUUCAUGAUAGAGUUCCUGACACAGACAAAUAUCCACCCCUUCCUGACAUCUUCUUAGACAAUAUACCUUAUACUCCCUGGGCAUUUGAGGCAUGUGAAGUCAUAGCCGUCUGCCUGGGUACAAUUUGGAGUAUUGUGCUGGUGUUCCACAAGCACAGAUUUAUUUUGCUGAGAAGGGUGUUCUCCAUCAUUGGUACCGUUUACCUCCUUCGCUGUAUCACAAUGUUGAUAACAUCUCUUUCUGUACCUAGCCCCCAUCUUAAAUGUGAAGGAAAGAUGUAUGGUGACAUUUGGGCCAAGGCAAAACGUACUAUGGAGAUCUGGAUGGGGAUGGGCAUGUCGUUGUCUGGUGUGAGGACGUGUGGCGACUACAUGUUCAGUGGGCAUACUGUCUGUAUCACUCUCCUCAACUUCUUCAUUACAGAAUAUACCCCAAGACAGGGAAAAUACAACUCCUACUAUUUACACAUGCUUACAUGGGUUGCUAAUAUGUUUGGCAUUUUCUUCAUCCUGGCUGCCCAUGAGCACUACUCUAUUGAUGUUUUCAUUGCCUUCUACAUCUCCUCCAGACUUUUCCUCUACUACCAUGUUCUUGCCAACAACCGAUCUCUCAUGUUGCGUGACAAAAAACGAAGGCGUAUAUGGUUUCCAUUGUUUUCAUUCUUUGAAUCCAAGUGUGAUGGCAUUGUGCCUAACGAGUUUGAGUGGCCAUUUCCGAGCUUGGAAACCAUUGUAGCAUUUUUUAGAAAACCAUCAGUUAAAAAUUCCUGACAUUGUUACUGAAUUCAUAUUGUGCCUGCAACUUUUUUGUCUUUGUAUCACAUUAUAUCAUGCAUUCAUAUUGGCCUGAUCUACAUUAUAGGUAUCAUUAGUCCCCUACCAGUGAGACUGGGGGGAGGGGGGGGGGGUUGUAUAUGUUUCUCUGUGUCCAUCUUGUAUGUUUGUUAGCACACGACUUAGUCGCUUCAUUGCUUGAGAGAUUUCGAUCAAACUUCACACAAUGAUAAAGGACCAUAAUAUCUCGACAAGGUUAUGUUUCAGGGUUUUUGGUUCAAUGUCUAGUGGGGCUGGUAGGGGACAUGUAUUAUUUUAGCAAUAUCAGGUGUGCUUGUUUAUAUCUUUUUGACAUAAAUUGCUAUCCAUGACACACCAAAAUCAAUUUAGACUGAAAUGUUUUGAUUUACAGAGAUUUCUUUUCGUCAUUAAACAAUCAUCAAGAGCAAAAUAUUGCUCUUUGAUGAUAACAAUAUUACGGUAGAAAGAGAUUCUCUUUAUAUAACUCUAUAUUUAUCUUACUCUCAUCACUUAAUGUUUUACCUCUGAAAGAGACAUUAAGUAAAUAUCUUUAUACUCAUUUUGAAAAUUGACCAUUAAUGUUAUGUAAACAUUUUGGCCACUCACUACUCAUUUGAGAACUGCUAUGUUCACAAAAAGAAACGAUUACAAAUACCCAAACAUAAUGUGAUGUUGACCCACUCCAUUAGGUACAAUGUAGGACACGAAACAUUUGAGUGUUCUGUUUGGAACUGUCUUUCAAUACUAUAAUAUUAAGUAGGUAGUAUGAACAAUUUCUUUAUUGUAAGUGUUUACAUGUAUUAUCUUUAUAGAUACAGAAAUAGCUACAUGUAAUGGGUCAGUCUCCCAAGGUCAUAAUUCAUGUGUCAUUGCUGAAUAAAGUCGAAUGUAGUCAUAAUUUACAUUGUAUAUGUAUCAGUCUCAAGAUUAUCAUGAGGUCAAAAAACUUGUGAGGUAAAUCACAAGAUUAGCUUAAGCAAAAUAUAGUAUUUGUAGCUUUGACUUUCCCAUAUAUUUUAAAAUUUUGUAGAAAAUAUUUGUAAUUGUUGACUUUGUCAGAAUGAUUAUACUCCAUAAUGGACAUGCAUGAGUAUGUAUUAAUUUAGUGAUAUGCCAAUUGCAUUUAAUUUUCCAAAAAGUGCAAACAAAUUUAUACAGGUGCCUCAAGUCAUGUUUGAUAGAAAUAGGUAAGCUAGCUAGGUAUUAAUGACAAUAUCAAGCUGAUCUGUAAUACAAAUAAUCAUCAGCUAAACAUCUGUAUUACAUCCUUUUCUGUUUGAGAUCUAUGCAUUCGUUUGGAGCCUACAUACUUAGCUGUAGGUUAGUUCAAAUGACUGAUUUUGCUGUAAGAUAAGGUUGCUUUUCAAAACAUUUACUGUAUCUUACAUAUGUAGGUGUUAUCAUUGUUUUGGUGAAGUUGUAUUAUGUGGAACAAUUACUUUAUUUAUAGAUGGAAUCUUACCAUGACCCAUAUUUGAUAUGGAAAUCCUGCCAUUCGGCAAAAUCAAGCUAGCAAUUGUUGUUUUUAUAGAAUGCAUUUAUUUUGUUUUUUAUUAUAUGAAAUUUGUUUAUUCUAUUUGUUAUAGGAAAGUUAUGUACAGACGGAUAGAGCGAUAUAUUUGACAGUUUAUAUGGAAUAUAAAUAUGGAAUAUACAUAUGAAUAUUUAAAGGUAUAUGUGGACAUUUUUAUGAUAAUGAAUAGGAAUGAAAAUAAGACUCUGCAUUUGUGCUACAAAUUUGCUUGUUUAAAUGUUUCAUCAAUGUUCAAAAGCACAUCAAGAUUGAUGAUACAAUCGUUGUUUAUUGACAAUUUUAUCAUUUCCUUUGGUCAUACAUGUAUAUGUAUAAAAUAAAAAGAUGUGUUACAGACCAUGUUUUAUUGAAAUAGAUCAUGCACAGUUUGAUAAAAAUAUCGUCAUUAAACCUAUGGUUUAUUUGAAAUUGCUCAGAACGCGUAUUUUUAUAAAAAAUACAUAAAACUCGACCAGCAGAUGCCUUUACAUAUUUUGCCUGUACCCAAAUCACAAUUGUCAUAAUAUUUUCACCUAAUUUAUUAAAUGUUAAGUAUUUGUUAAGUACAUCUUAUAUUGUUUAUUUUGUGAGCACGUGUCAAGGUGUCGUUAGUCAAAUAAUUGUGUUACGUUAUAAAAGAUGAUAGUGGCAAUCACUUCCUGUAAAAUAAAUUAUGAUUCAUUCUCGUUUAAUGGGUUUUAAAAUUGAUUUUUGAAAUAAUUGAUACACCCUUAACAAAUAUGGGAACACCUUUAUCAAAUUAAUGGUAUUGAUUUUGUUCUGUUUUUUUUUACGGACAGUAAUAAGUUUAUCGUUAAGUGAAACGGAUGAUGUUCAGUAAGUUGCAAAGAAUCAUUAAAAUAUAAAGUUCAGCCUGAUAAUGGUACUGCAAUGGUAGUUGAUAGGUGUAUCAACAUAAAGAAUCGUUAAUGGUACUGCAAUGGUAGUUGAUAGGUGUAUCAACAUAAAGAAUCGUUAUCAGAAUGUCAUUUGUGUGAUUGUGUUAUGGACUAUUUCUAGAUUAAAAGAGGAAGUCAUGUAAUGCCUCUCGUCAGAAAACGUUUACAUGACCAUUGAAAUAAUCAAAUUAAAUGUGGAAUUUCCGCAACGGUUUCUAUAAAAUACAUAAUUUAAUGAAAGGAAGAUGUAAAAUGGUUUUGUGAAUGUAGGCUGAAGUCACAAUUAUUAUAUUAUAUAAUGGUUUUGUGAACAUAGUGAUCGUUGACUGAAGUCACAAUUAUUAUAUUAUAUAAUGGUUUUGUUUUUGUGAACAUAGUGAUCGUAGGCUGAAGUCACAAUUAUUAUAUUAUAUAAUGGUUUUGUGAACAUAGUGAUCGUAGACUGAAGUCACAAUUAUUAUAUAUAAUGGUUUUGUGAACAUAGUGAUCGUUGACUGAAGUCACAAUUAUUAUAUAUAAUGGUUUUGUGAACAUAGUGAUCGUUGACUGAAGUCACAAUUAUUAUAUUAUAUAAUGGUUUUGUGAACAUAGUGAUCGUUGACUGAAGUCACAAUUAUUAUAUUAUAUAAUGGUUUUGUGAACAUAGUGAAUGUGGACUGAAGUCACAAUUACACUGUACAUGUAUUAUAUAUAAUGGUUUUAUGCAACAAUAUCAUGCAUCGUUGAAUAUUAUCAUAGGUUUACGUUUUUCUAUAUGUUAUACAUGCUUUCUAUCUCUACUGUGAAAGUUGUGGCUACACAAAUAUACACAAUCUAAUUAUUUGCUGUUUGUUGAAUAGUUUUGAAAGUAACGCUUAAAGCAGUGUAUGCAUGAAGUUUAAUUCUGAUAUCUAUCAAGAAAUACAGGUGAACACUUUAUCAAUAUAUGUAUAUGUAAUUAAGCUUGGAUGUUUUCAAAGAUGAUACUACUGCGCCUUCAAAAAACCUAUAAACCUAUUCCAUUUUAAGUUCAUAUCAACAGAGAAAUUUAAAUCAAUGUAAGGAAAAUGAUUCUCAGCUUCUUUUUGGUUUCUUCACUUUUCCUAUUUUCCAUAUUGUUUUAUUGCUUUGUAAUACAAAACAGAUCGUCUAUUAUUAUGUAGAGAAAUCAUGAAAAUUACGAAAAAUUACAAAAUAUCAUAAUGAUAAAUUUGAGCAAAACAUACAUUCAGAUAUUCAUAAUAUAUAGCUAAGAUGUAGCACUGUAGGUUGUUACUUUCAUCAAAGGCUGUAAUCUUAAAUAUUUUCCUCAUUAAUUUAAUUUCAAUGUUGUUAAUACAUUUAAACCCGUAUACUGACUCGAAUGGAAUAUAUGCUACUGUAACAGUGUCGUGCAUCAUCCAAAGUAAAAAUGUACAUUUACUUAGCACGUAACAGAUGAUUGUUGUUUACCCUACAUUCCUCCACGCAAUCAUACGUCUAUCCAUACAUUACUGUUUUCAAAUGACAUGCUGUUGUGAGGUUGACAUGAGAAAUGUUUUAUGUGUAAUCUUGUUAAUCCUCAUUAACUUUUAUAACAUCACGUUAAUGUUGUGUCACAUUUUUGACAUUUAGAAUUGGAAUUAGAAUUACCCAAUGAUCUUAUGAUUGACCUGUGACCUUAUGGUUGACAUUUGACAUUAUUUGUAUAAAUUAGCAGGCCAUUAGUAUACCGCCUUCAGGGUUUGAAGAAUUUUUCAAACUUAUAUCAGCACAAUUGACGUUUGACAGUUGUCGUAACAUCAACAUUCGCACGUAUAUGUUCAUCUAUUUAGCUAAUAACACGUCCAUUUUGAUUUUCUUUGUGUUUAAAACAAUAAGCCUAUCGUUAAACUGGUAAUAUACUGAAUCAAUUUGCCUUUUUAAUCUGCUGUCUUAUUUCGUCUUGCCGAUUGAUUAUACACUAGCGAACAAUGCAGUAGGUGGCAAAUACGUCAUGUUGGAACAGAGAUGCCUCCGUAAUGAUUACUGUAAACGUGGUUAUUUUCGCGGGGGUUUAUUUUCGCGAUUUCGAUACGUAAACUAUACGCGCGGGGUAAUUUUCGCGAUUGACCCACCUUCGUUUUAUAGUUCGAGUUUACUCAAAUUAAUAUCAAAAUAAUACACGUGGGGAAAAUUUUCGCGAUCAAAAGGGAUCCGCGUAAUUAGCGUAAAUUCCCCCCUCGCGUAAAUGUCCACCUGUACAGUAUCAAAAAUGAAGCGGAAGGUACUUGAGUUACUGUAUUUUACUGAUCCUAGAUUGAUCAUCUGUUGGUGAGUUUGAUAUACCUUCUAAAGCAUCCCACUUUAGAACAUCUAGUCGGAUAUUCUCUAACGGCUCAAAACGAUCCUAGCCAGUGUUGUCCUGUACGUGUGUUAUUGUUUAUGUACUUACCGAACGGACAGUCAUGGAAGGAUCCGUUUUUAACCCUAGGUCUGGUGCAAAAAAAAAAUCUAAUAAAAUUAUUUAUAAUUCUACUCCGUUUAAGUACCUCAGAUUCAGUUGUAGGAUUGUAUAAAAGGCCGAUGUAAAAAUUCAGAAUACUUGAUAUGAGGAUGAGGAGACCCAAAUAAAAUGUAUACCAUAUCUAUCACGAUAAAAAUGGGAGCUAUGGCCUCACACCUAGCUGAGCAGUUGUUGUAAAUUUCCAUUGUUUCAAUAGUAAUAUUACCACCCCAUGGCUUACAUCAUUAUGUCACCAACAAAAGAACCACGGAGUUUAAUAUUGCUUUGAUACUGUAACAGUAUUUCAAAUCAGCCCGAUGAAAUGUUUAAAUACUAAAACUAAUACUCGUUAUUUGAUAUACAACUUGAAAUUCAUGUCCAUAUCCUAUAAGCUUUAUGAAACUCAUCUUCUCGUCAGAGGUUUGCAGAUAUGAGUAAAAACCGUAAGACAGAUAGAGACUUGUGAAGAUCCUUGUUUUUGCUAUCCUGUUAUUUUUUGCUGUUGAUUGAACAUGUUCAUUAUAAAACAUGUGAUGUAAAAUGAGCUGUCUGUGAUUAGAUAUGUUCUUUAUGUCGUGUCGUCAUGCACUAUAGAUACCGCGCCUCCUCAGAAUGUCCGGAAAACCGGAAUCUGUUGCACAAUAAAUUUGAUGAAUGGUUA
Molecule: messenger RNA, 6891 nt
Organism: Pecten maximus
Lineage: Eukaryota; Metazoa; Mollusca; Bivalvia; Pectinida; Pectinidae
Product: sphingomyelin synthase-related protein 1-like
Exons: 5
Coding region: 80-1351 (423 amino acids)
Biological process (GO): ceramide biosynthetic process
Cellular component (GO): Golgi membrane; endoplasmic reticulum membrane
Molecular function (GO): ceramide cholinephosphotransferase activity; sphingomyelin synthase activity; protein binding
Source: RefSeq, a predicted model, not a curated record